AUGCACGCAAAAGGCAGUGGACACUAUGUGGCCAACCAGGAGGUACCAAUAACAUUUAUAAAAUGUGAUGCAAAUGGUGAUAGUAGUGAGAGUAGUUCAAGUGAAUCAAGGCCAAAUGAUUGGUACCACCUCUUCAAAGAUUCGCCAUGUUUCCAAAAACUGCAUAACCAAUUUGACUUUAUUAUAAUUGGUGCAGGAACCGCAGGUUGUACUCUUGCAAAUCGUUUAAGCGAAGAAAACUGGAAUGUUUUACUUAUUGAAUCAGGAGGUGAUUCAACUAAUAUAUCAAUGAUUCCUGCAUUAUUUAUGACAGUUCGUGAAUCCCCCCUUGAUUGGAACUUCAAAACCCUCCCAGCUGAACAUUUCAAAGGUUACCAUGAUUCCCAAUGCACUUGGCCACAAGGUCACCUCCUAGGUGGAAGCUCCGGUAUCAACGCAAUGCUCUACACUGAAGGUGUCCCCAAAGAUUACGACAACUGGUCAUUAAAACACCAACUAAAAAACUGGGACUACUCUUCAGUAGAACCCUACUUUAGAAAAUUAAACGCUGAAGAAUGUAAAGAAGGUUUUGUUUACUCCACCAGAUACGAGUCAAAAUCACCAUCAAGACUUUUACUCUUUCAAGCAGCAAUCGAAAGUGGAAUACACGUUAACGACAACCAACACAUUUUUGGUUAUAGAGAUGUACCAGUUAGUGUUUACAAAAAAGAAAGAUUCUGCAUGUCAAAAGCGUAUUUAAGACCAGCCAUAGGCAGACCUAAUCUAUGCGUAUUAAAACACACCUUAGUAGGAAAGAUAAUAAUCAGAAAUGAUGCAGCUAUAGGUGUUGAAAUUAAUAUACCAGGAGGAAAAGAUGGAACCAUGAAUAUCUACACAAGGAAAGAAGUCAUUCUAUCAGCAGGAGCUGUAAAUUCACCUAAAUUGCUAAUGUUGAGUGGAAUAGGACCAAAAAAUGAGUUAGAAAAACAUGGAAUACCUUCAAUAAAAGACUCACCAGCAGUUGGUACUAAUCUUCAGGAUCAUAUCAUAGUGCCGAUUGUAGUGGAACUUACAGAUCUCCCAUUGAUGAUAGAUUAUUCAACAAUGUUGUAUAAUUAUGCAAAAAAUCAGGAUUCUUUGGAUAAAGUAGACAUUGCAAAUUUCCAAGGAUACUUCAACACGGAAAACGCGAAAUCUGACCAACCUAAUAUUGAAUUUAUCCAUUUUACAUUCUACAAAAACGAUAGACUUGUUUAUCCUGCUUUUAUUAACCGUGUUGGAUUUAAUCAUUACUAUACAAGCAGAUUUAAUGAGAUGAAUAGACGUACCGCGGGAUUAGUAGUACUCCCAACACUUCUACAUCCGUUAUCUAGAGGUUCUAUACGUUUGGAAUCAUGUGACACUCACGAUCCACCAAUUAUUGACACAAACUAUCUCUCUGAACCCAAAGAUUUAGAAGUGUUAUUAGAUGGAAUUGAAUUCUUUCAAAAGAUAAAAAAUGCUCCGGCUUUAAGAAGAUACCCAUUCACUGAUUUGAAAUUAAAACAUUGUGAUAACUAUCUGUUUGCUUCUAGGGAUUACUGGAGGUGUUAUGUGUUGACGUUUGUUACUACAGUGUAUCAUCCGAUUGGUACAUGUGCUAUGGGAGUUGAUCCCAAAACAAGUGUGGUUGAUGAAAAGUUAAAAGUUUGGGGUGUGAAGAAUUUGAGGGUUAUUGACGCGAGUGUUAUGCCGGAGACUGUGAGUGGGCAUCCCAAUAUUCCUGUGUGUAUGGUUGCGGAAAAAGCAGCUGAUAUUAUUAAGGAGGAACAUGGGCACCAUGUUGAGAGAAUUUGUAAGGAGAAAAAUUAA
Dalotia coriaria is the source of this 1830-nucleotide messenger RNA. RefSeq lists its product as uncharacterized. The transcript has 3 exons. Lineage: Eukaryota; Metazoa; Arthropoda; Insecta; Coleoptera; Staphylinidae. Gene Ontology annotation, molecular function: oxidoreductase activity, acting on CH-OH group of donors; flavin adenine dinucleotide binding. The coding region runs from base 1 to 1830 and encodes 609 amino acids. The record is from RefSeq and is a predicted model, not a curated record.